Messenger RNA from Tigriopus californicus, 3218 nucleotides. RefSeq names its product ras association domain-containing protein 10-like. Gene Ontology annotation, biological process: signal transduction. The coding region runs from base 1309 to 2997 and encodes 562 amino acids. NCBI's taxonomy places the organism in Eukaryota, Metazoa, Arthropoda, Copepoda, Harpacticoida, Harpacticidae. The transcript has a single exon. The record is from RefSeq and is a predicted model, not a curated record.
AGCGAAGACUCUUUGCCUAGAGCGGCAACAAGUUGAGCGUGUGCAUUCAAAGCGGCAAGACGUGAGAGAAUAGUUCUCAUGGAAAACAAUUGUGUGUGGAAAUAAAGUGUUGAGUGCCUCCUGGCCAUCCAUGGACUUGUGGUUGUUGUCGUGGAACUGCUCCUCUUGCAUGAUUCGUUAGCGGUGGACUUCCCCUCCCUUUUCGUUCGAAGCCACCGGAAGAAGUUAUGUGAGAAGGAAACUGGACAAUAAUUCACUACAACAGGCCAGACCGUUCCUCCGCAGACUUGCAAGACUUGUGUUUUGUUGACAACUUAUUGUUGUGCACUCUGUCUAAGAUCCAAGGUGAAUAAUUAUACUAGGCGAUCAACCGUCCAGUGGCCAGUCACAAUUGGCUGAUCGCUUCCUCUCUCUCGGCGAACAAGAAAAGUUCAACUGUGAAAAUGUUUGCUCUCCUCAUUGUAAAAAGUCAACACAGAUCAGUGGAGUUCUCGUGCUAAUACUCAGAUGACUCAGCCGGAUUUCAUUUUUUGUGAACAAGGCUGAACCGUUGUUUGUGACUCAGUUCCUUGACAAGACGACUGAGAACACAAGAAGAAGAAGGAGAAAAAAUCUCUUAAAGAGGUCGUUUCGAAUUCUUCCCAUUCCCUCUCUCCGACCUCUAGAAAGCUAGAGUCCCUGUAGUGUUUCAAAGAGGUUGUUCGCUUCGCGAUUGAAAGGGAGACGAAUCCCCUCUUCGAUUUGGAGUGUUCAUCUUUCGUGGUCGGUUUCACCGCACAUUCCACUUGGAUGUUGAAUCUUCAUCUAUCUAUCUUGGAAGUCUCCGGCAAUAAAGUGAAGUACUUAGGCUCAAUCUGAAUGUAGAUGUGAGUGAGUGUACGGACAGCUCUUUGGAUCGAACAACGUUCGUCCGUCCGUCCGUCCGUACGUACGUACGUACGUAUGUAGGUACGUAUGUACGUAGCGACCGACCGAGCGACGUUAUGUACGUCUGUAUGUUCGAACAUGCGUGUAUGAGAUGGAAAGAGGUCGCGACCUCUCAAAUCUGAUUUUGACGCAUCACUCAGAGCUGGAAAGCGAACGAAUCCCCGCUUAGGCGAAGAACAAGUCUCAUUUGCCGCCUGCAGUAAUAUCGUAUCUCAUUCAAGAGCUUGAAACUUUCAGCCAAAACAUGAACAGCCAAGCUUGAGUUCCGUUCAUUCAAAGAUUAUUCGCAUGUUUCCCGACCAAGGAAGACUUCAGAUUUCCCAGGAUGAUUACCGUGGUGCCUCUCUGACAAACCACAAGAGCGAAUGACAUGAGGAGAAAAUGGCACUGAAUUUGUCACAACAGAUCUACCAAAAACUUCCUUCAUCAGCCAGGGGGGAGUCGGGGAGUGACUUCGAGAUCCCGAUCUACAUUCGGAGUCAGGAAUCCCCGAAAUGGGUUUCCGGAAUCGACAGAUCCACCACUUGUCACGACAUCUUGGAGUCCGUUCUUCGCUCCAAAAUUGGAACCGAAGCGGACUUGAACCAAUUCACUUUGGUGGAACAUUGGCGAGGAGUGGAGAGACCAUUGAGUCGCAACUCGAAGAUUCUCAAGCUGUGGUUGGCUUGGGGCGAUGAGCAGAAUCACGUGAAGUUCGUAGUAAAAAAGACUCGGGUGAAAGAUCAUCAAGACCAGGAAAACUUGACCAGCAAAAAAUCUGCUCGAACGAGGAAUAAGGUCCGGAGAAGAAACUCCAACUCAAGUGUGGGGAGCAAAGCCAGUGAUACCAUGCAUCCCAAGGUCCUCUCGAAACAGCGAGGGAGCUCCAAAAGCUCUCCCGAUAUUCAGGAGAUGAUGAAAGUGAUCCUGAACCAGGGCCAAGUCAUCUACCAAGAACUGCAACGGAGAGGCUAUCAACCUAAUCCUAACUUGUCAGAAAGUGUUUCCGCUUUGAAUCGAAGUCAAUCUGAGCUGAACUUGUCUCAGGAAAGCAGGAAGAGUGGAUCUGCCUCAAAAACUAAACCCUCAAAGAGUACAUCUAUCAAAGGGGAUAACACUCAGACUGAAACUCGACUUGAUGAUGAUUUGGGCUAUGGAGACGACAUGAGUCCUCCAAAUACCACAGACAUCAUCGAGGAGCUCAUCAGGUUACAUUCACUCAAUGAAGAAUUGCAAACAGUGGAGACUAAGCUUCACAUUUUGAGUGCCAAUUUAAAUCAGUUUAUGGCGCCAAAUUUGACGGACCCGACGAAAACGACGACGAAGUCCAGUGCUCCCAUGAAAGAGGAUCAUCAUCAUCUUAGCAAUAAUAAUGACCCACGAGGGAACUUGGCCGAAUGCACUUUGCAACAAGAGUUAGAUUCUGUGAAAAGAUACAAUCAGAGUGCCAUGGAAGACAUUUCGCGGAAUAAAGAGCUUAUCUCGGCCAUGGAGCUCGAAUUCAAGAACAAGAAAGAUUCCAUCAAGCAACUCGAAUACGAUUUCAACCUCAUCGAGAAGGAAGGCAAAAAGUUGGGUCGGGAGUACGAAAAGGUUUUGAGCAUCGAAAUCCCCGAUGCUGACAGGGAGAGCGAUGCAGAUAGGGGCGAGGACUCUGCCCUGGAGGACUCCACCCAAGUCAUUUACUCCGAGCUCAAGGAGCUCAAGCUGGAGUGCCAAAGAUUCACGUCCACCUCAUCCUCGGACCCGGACCACGAUCCAUCCAAGCUCCUCACAUCACCUGUCCUCACUCCAGCCUCGGCCAGUGAAUCAGGGGUGGAUUUGAGUCACGAGGGGAGCACUUCCGGCUCAGAAAGCUCGGGACCGAGACCGUCGCCCUUGAGUCACUCGGAGUCUGAACCAUUGGACUCCAAACUGUUGGUUCACGAUUUUUGCUCCACAGAGUCCCGUUCGUCCCGAAUCAAAUCCUCCAGAACUGAGACCAGGCAUGGAAUCUUGGAUGAUGGAGAGGAUACCAAUUCUGACACCGGCCUGAGCUCCCUUCACUCGAGCAGUGACGAAGGAGCCUAUGAAUUUGGCACCUUGGUGUGAAUGUCUGGUUAGAAAUUCCUCUCUUGUGCCCGUCUCUUUUCAACGGUUAUUGUGCAAUGCUUUACUCUUGGUUUUCAAGUCCGGCUGUGAUCCAAACGUUCUACUACUACUACUACUACUACUACUACUACAACCCUAUCCAACAGAUAUCGUAACUGAACCGUCCCACGUAACGUUCAUCCUAUCAAAUAAAUGUUGUUUAAUGAAGCUGGUAUCCACAU